AUGACGCCCACGAGUGUACCGCCGACAACAUUCAACUCAUUUAAUCGCAGGCGAGCAUCAUCAGAAGAAUCAUAUUGCUACAGUGCAUGUGUUUCAUCGUCGUCGAACGUUUCAAUCCACAGCCUUCCGGAAACGAGGCUUCGAGAAGAAGAAGAUAUAGGAAGGUAUAGCCCACGAGCUGCAGUCGCUGGUCGCCUAGGCCAACUAGCUAUACGCGCGGAUCCUAUAUCCACACCGCAAUUUGUGGAUAGCCGUAUAGAGCAAACAUCAAUAAUCCAACCCCUGCACACAUAUUGGGCCAGUCCUGAUCACCAUGGUAUAGCGGCAUUGAACUACUCAGGAGUCAGUCAAAUCUGUGGCAAUGGACUGUCUACAGUUAUAGGCGAGGGUAACUCUUACAGCAAUACCGAAAUCGAAAACGACGAGAGCAAAAAUACAACUACAACAGAAAUCUCAUCGGGGAAACAAUCGUACACAAGUCCUCGCAAGAAGCGAAAUCCACUGUUUGCCCCAAAACUGCGCAGCCAAAGGAGAUCCCCACCUUUGUCCAGCAGUCCCCCUGAGAAUCCUCUCACGUGGCAUGAUUCUGAGAUCACCGGUCAUAAUCCGACAGACCCAAAUGAUGAUGGAUAUGGAAUAAAUGGUCUUGGAUUUAAGCCGACAGCAUCAAUUGCUUGGACCAGGUCGCAGAAAAGGCAAAAGCAGGUCGCAGAGUGGAGGAUCCGCGAAGCAAAGGAGGCACGAGAAAGGCGAAGAGAGAAACGGGAUGGCAUUGAGCUUGACAAAAUACGGACUAUCCAAAAGGGAGCCAUUCAGAAGAAGGUCAAAUUUGACAUUUGA
Messenger RNA from Aspergillus tanneri, 840 nucleotides. RefSeq lists its product as uncharacterized. The record is from RefSeq and is a predicted model, not a curated record. The coding region runs from base 1 to 840 and encodes 279 amino acids. The transcript has a single exon. NCBI's taxonomy places the organism in Eukaryota, Fungi, Ascomycota, Eurotiomycetes, Eurotiales, Aspergillaceae.